Scomber japonicus (chub mackerel) is the source of this 2160-nucleotide messenger RNA. It is a transcript of the gene prelid1a, whose product is annotated as PRELI domain containing 1a. Gene Ontology annotation, biological process: phospholipid transport. Lineage: Eukaryota; Metazoa; Chordata; Actinopteri; Scombriformes; Scombridae. The transcript has 6 exons. The coding region runs from base 133 to 765 and encodes 210 amino acids. Gene Ontology annotation, molecular function: phosphatidic acid transfer activity. The record is from RefSeq and is a predicted model, not a curated record. Gene Ontology annotation, cellular component: mitochondrial intermembrane space.
AGCCCGACUCACGGACAUGAUCUGUAGGUGGCUGAGCGGUGAUGAUCAUCCAGACAGGAGAAUAAAAUGCUAAUACUUAUCUUUUGAAUGUUGUCGCCAUAGAGGGUCUUGCCAGAGUAAACGGAGGGAACAAUGGUGAAGUAUUUCUGCUGUGCAGGUUUGCUGAAAAGCAGCUGGGACCAAGUUUGUAUUGCCUUCUGGCAACGAUAUCCCAACCCUUACAGUAACCAUGUAUUGACUGAGGACAUAAUCUUCCGUGAGGUUACCCCAUCCAACUGCCUCAUCUCCAGACGUCUGUUGACCAAAACUAGCCGAGCGCCUCGCUGGAUGGAGCGGUAUCUUCCAAAACAGAUGGCCAGCUCAGCGUACAUCAUUGAGGACUCCAUUGUGGACCCUCAGAAAAGGACCAUGACCACACUAACAUGGAACAUCAGCCACGCUCGUCUCAUGUCUGUGGAAGAGCGGUGCGAGUACCAAAUCAACCCUGAGAAUGGCAGCUGGACUGAGAUAAAGAGAGAAGCUUGGAUCUCUUCCAAUGUCUAUGGGCUCACAAGAGCUAUUCAGGAAUUUGGUCUUGCAAGGUUCAAGACUAGUGUUACGAAGACCAUGAAAGGCUUUGAAUACGUGUUGGCCAAAAUGCAAGGUGAAACUCCAUCAAGAACUCUCGCAGAAACAGCUACAGAGAGGGCAAGAGAAACAGCACUGGCAGCUAAGGAGAAAGCCAAAGACCUCGCCUCACAAGCCCAGAAGAAACAAUAUGUGUGAUGUUUCCACUGAUACUAGGACAGAUUUAUCUUUACUCCUCUCAUGACUCAGUUAUGCACUGGGGUGAGACAAAUUGAUCCUGGUCAUGGGUAGACACCUCUAUGAGGGAGCAUCCAGCUAAUAUGGUGGGUGGACCAUAUACGGCUUGAGCUGCGUUCGAGAGCCUGUUCCAGCCUCCCCAUUCCUGUACCACACUGAAAAUGAUGUACCUUUGAUACCAGAUCAUCUCAGUAUUUAUCACAGAUAGUGAUUGGUUGAAUAUGGCUCUGGGUGCUAUACAAUAAUGAUAGCACUUUGCCAACCUUGAUACUGCUCUUCAGACCUUUGCUCAACCUCUGUGCUCUUCAACAGUGUUUGCUUUUACUGUUCUUUAAGUUACUUUGUAAUCGUUACCUCUUUACAGAAGCUGAGAUCGGUAUAACUACAAAAUAUCUGAUUAAAGCUAGGGCAGGCGACUUAUUUUCGAAGCAUUUUUGAUCAAAUGUGUUGAAAUUUUCUUUACAUCUUGAUGGUAAUCAAAUCUGGUAUCUGUGGUGGUUGCAAGCCUGUAAUAAGCCUGUUCAGUCAUUUCAUUCAGCCUGCAUGAAAUGAGUGGAUGGCCUACCUGCCUGUCUCAUUCAGUGUCCACCUCCAGAACCUCCUCAGUCUGUCAGAGAGUCAGACCUGCAGCUGCGAACCAAGUCCCAGAGCAAUGAGCAGAAUCAGGGCACAGAGCUGGGUUAUUAUCCAACCUGAAGCCUCAGUGGUGCAUGCAGUUCAUGCAGUGUCAUCACCUCCUAUACAUCAGCAUCCCUCUAUUUUACUGGCCUCCAAACUUUCUGUUCUGUGAGUGCAGUUCAACUGUUGUGUUGCAUGCUGUGCAUGGAGCACCUGUAUGUCUGCAUUGAUGAUGCAUAUGCCUGUGCUUGUCUGGCAGGAGUUGCUUAGGACAUAGAGGGGAGGGAGGAGAGCUGCAGGAGGAGAGUUGUGUUUGCAAAUUUUGGCUUCCUUGUUUUUCUGUCAUCUCUGGCAAACUGCCUAACCCAGCUUUAAUGCAAAUGUAUGUUUAAUUUGUUUCAGUUGUCUUUUCUUUGUUGUUAUGUCAUCAGCUAUCAUGUUUUUGUUAGUUCAUUUCAACCAAAUGUACCUUAAUCAUCCUACAAAGUCUGGUCAUCUCAUUUCUUCAAGUUGAAGUUCAGAAUGAAGAAGGGUCCAAAUUGUCAAAACUGACAGGCACUUGUCAUUUAGCACUCUCCGUAUGGUUACCUGGUUGCAGUGGGUCUGUUUGCAUCUACACUUGAAAUGUGUGUAUGAAGGCAGAACUGAUGCCUUGUUUUUCAGCUUAGGUCAGAUACAACUCAUGCAACAAUGUGCGCUUACUGUAUCAGUUUGUCAAUAAAUACAUUUUCAUUGUAA